Messenger RNA from Crotalus tigris (Tiger rattlesnake), 9109 nucleotides. It is a transcript of the gene MAB21L1, whose product is annotated as mab-21 like 1. NCBI's taxonomy places the organism in Eukaryota, Metazoa, Chordata, Lepidosauria, Squamata, Viperidae. The record is from RefSeq and is a predicted model, not a curated record. The coding region runs from base 7891 to 8970 and encodes 359 amino acids. The transcript has a single exon.
AUGUCUACUAGUACUAUUGCAACUUAGAAGAUGCAACCAUUUUAAGUUUAAAAAUGUAUGUUCCAAGUCUUAUGAUUCCACAGCAUGUAUGGUUGAUAAUCCCUGUUCUUUAGCUUGGUUUGCGAAUACAACAGUUAUGUGAAUUAUACUCAUAUGGAGCAUAAUAUAAAGGUAUUUAAAAUGUACACUAAAUCCACUAAUACUUAAGGCUUCUAAACUAAUUUAAAUAAGAUUGUCCUACAUUGCAACUUUUUAGAACUGGUAAAUUUUAGAGUCUGAUGGCAUAAACUUAUGUAUUCAGGAAUAAAUGUAACUAUGUUCAGUGGAAAUAUAAUAUCUAUGGGAUAAAUCUUGAAAAUAUAUUUUUAGAUUUCAUGCUGGAAAUCUUAUAUUUCAUUAUACAAUUAAGAAAUUUUCAAACAGGAGUCAAAAUAGUUUUCACUUGAAACCCCAAAGCUUUGUGAAACAAAACAAUUGCAUGGGCUUUUUUAUUAUAAUAUUUCACUUUAAAAGAGGACAAUUUAUUGAGCAGUUUGAUUCAGAAUUAAUGGCAAUCACCCCAAUUAUUUUUGUUAGCAACCUGGGCUAGAAUACAGAGAAUCAUGGAAUCGUAAGGUUGUAAGGGAUAUUGGAUAUUAUCUAUUCAACAGCCUGUCCUCUUACCAUAGAAAAAUGGCUACCUGUUCAAAGCUCUUGAAAAACCCCCAUGAUGGAGCACCCACCGUCUCCAGAGGCAGGCUGUUCUACUACUUAGAAACUCUCACGGAAACCUACCUCCUUCUUGUCUCAAGUUAGGAUCUGUGUCCCUUAGCCUACGAUGUUACAGAAAAAAACAUUCACAUUCACAUACUCUGCUCUGUGACGUCCCUUCAUCUAUUGGGAAACUAUAAUCAUGUCUAUCCUUGGCCUUCUUUUAUUCAAGCUAAGUACAUCAAUUUCCUUUAACCACUUUUCAUAGGAUUUAGCCUCUGCGACCCUUACCAUUUUUGUUGCUCUUCUCUGAACUCAAGCAUAAAAAUUGUGGUUGCCUUAGAGUUGGUAAAGUACACGCAAGUUGAUUUCGCUAGUCUUGUGGAAUUUUAGCACUUUAACAAGUAAAUAUAUUUCUAUUAUUUGACAUACUACAUUUGGAAUGUCCCUAUAUUUCAAAAAUAGUUGCCAUAAAGCAACACACUGAAAAUGGGAGGGGAAUAUCUGUUCAAACAAAUAAAACUAUUACAUUGUUAUAAAUACUGAAUAUAAUGAUACAGAUAAUUUUAAUAGCAAUGUUUUGUUGAUUGUCCUUCUAUCUUGCAUUUUAUAUAAUAAUAUCAAGACUGCUUAUUAUAUAUAAAAUUAAAUACUUAUAGCAGUGUCUGCAUUUGAAUAUGAAAGACUAUCAGAAUAUGUCAAUAUAUUUUUAUAUAUAUUUGGGGGUAUAAUUCCACAGAUUUAUAUAGGAGGAUCUUUUCUCACAAUUCUUACAAUAAAAUUAUGGACAAAUCUUUUUAGCUGAUUUAUUAAUGGAGAAAUUACUCAAAGAAGGAUAUUCUAUCUAUUAAAGUUUUAAAGAAGGACAACACUUGAAUGAAUGUAACAAAAGUUUCAGUAGGACUUCACAUAUACCUAACUUCUUUCAAUUAUGCCCAGAAACUAGUGAUUUCAAAAACAAUGAGUUUAUUUUUCCUCAAUUAAUCUUGUAGCUUUUUUAUAUAUUCCUAAAUCAAAAUACAGGUAUUAGAAAUUGUAGCCAAAUGCAAAAUACUUAAUGUUUCAUCUACAAAUUCUGUUCACAAUUUAUGUCUUUAAAUACCAAUACUAGUCCCUGAAGAAUACACGCUACUAAAAGGGGGGAAAAUGGUAUCAAAUAUCUAGUCUUUGCAAUAAUUAAGUGACAUCAGUUAGUGAUGUGCUCUUGUAUAUUAGCAUCUUUUUAACUGUUACUUCUGUCUAUUUCUGUCUAACAGAGAAAAAAGAAUUAUUAGAAACUUUUUUUGUCUACUUCUAGUUUUAGGUAUGAGAGAAAGCAUUUCUAAAAUUUUUAUUUCUUGUGGGAACAUUUUAGAAAUCAUGUUUACAAAAAAAUUACAUUUUCAAAAUUGUUUAUCUAAUACAUGUUGCUAUAUUUUCAAGGUCCACACAGAAUAUUUUAGUUGAUUAAUCAUAUAUAAUAUAAAACAGUGGUGAGAAUUUUAUUGGGUGACCUACUGCAGAUGCAGUAGAUUAAAGGAAACUAAUCCUUUCUGAUUUUAAUGACCUUUGAGCUUUUUCAAAGUAGAUCCUUAAAUGUCACUGUUGGAUUGCUUAACUGAAAUUUGACGUGUAGACAUGCCAAACUUUUCUUGGAUACAUUUUCUUUAAAAAAAAUUGUAAAUGUAAUUUUGUAUAAAAAAUUAUUUGUUAAAAAUUCAUCCAACAAUUCACACUUUUUAUUUCAAAGGAGAAUAAGAAUGUACAUAAAUGAGUUCCCAACCUGCACCUAGCAUAAUAUAAAUCUAAUAUAAAUGUAAUCUUGGAAUUAUAAUGAGAAUUUUGAUAGGCCAUAGCUAACUUGUAUGAAUUGAAACAGCACAAUUACUGUGGGUUAUCUAUAGACCCAAAACUCAUUUGAGCUACACAUAAUUCGCAAAAAAAAUGUAAUGUCUGUUUUUUUCAAGGAUCAUCUGAGAAAGGACAGAACCAGAAUUUUGUUGGAUUUUUUUUUUUAUUUUUAUUUUUUUGCUGCACUUCAAAAAUGCAGGAUACUGAUAGGUAUAUAUCUUUCCAAAUGUGUACAAGGUGGGCUGUAUGGUUAUUUUUUCUCCUUGGCUACACUGUAAUAGUGAUCGCAAUAUGAGGUAAAAGAGAGAGACAAAAAGCAAUAACUGGUCCUGAGCUUCAUUACCAUGUCGUAAUUGGGGUAAAGAAGGUAUGAAUUCUUCUUAGGCAAAGCGAACGGGCAGCAAGGCCAGUGUGGGACUGGAGUACCUUUUUAUCACUUAAAUUAAACAGAGUCACAAUGUAGAACGCUGAGUAAACUUUAUUUCCAAAGAUGAAUGGCAUGCAUGAAAGAUUUGCUAUGCUUAAUCUUUGGGGAAUGGAAGAAGGUUUCUUUCUUGAGUGUAUAUGUAGCAAAGUCCUGAGGCAGAACAACUCUAAUUACACAGUAUCUUAAUCUGUAGAAGAACACUGAAGCACUCCUGUUUAAAUAACCCAACCUGAACUGUUUUAGACACCAAAUACAUAUAUGUAUGAAGAGGCCAUCUGUAAUGUAAUUAUGCAUAUUUACGCUGAUACAGUAUACAUCUUUUAAUAUUAUAAACCAAAACGCAUUGAGGAAAAAAAUAACCUUUCAAAAUUGUUUUUUAACCCUUUGAACAGGGCUAUCUUUGAAAAAGGCAUGGUAAUUAAAUAUGUUUUAAAAAAAACCAUCAGAAGUAUCACCAAAUGUGCUUAGAAGAUAAAUUUCUGGUUAUUUUAUUUUGGAAAAAAUAAUAAAAUGAAUUGUCUGUAGAUAUGUGUUUAAUUUACUGCAAAAAAUAAAUUUAUUGUGGUGGCAGGAAUAUGAAUUAUGAAAAGAAGAAAACACAGUUAAACUCAGACAGAUUCAAUGAGCUUUCAAGCACACUGCAUCAACUGGGAUAAAUAAUUUAAUAACACUUCGUGUGCUGUCUCUUCUGUGUUAUAGACAGUUAUUAAAAAAGAUACGAAUGUGUAGAAUCACACAAUAUGCAAAAUGUGUUAUAAAUGUAAUGAGUAUGCAUGUAUUUUUAAUUAAAUUUGGCUUCUGACACAAUAUAGGAAUAAUUUUUAACAAAAUAUUUUUAUAUCAAUGUCUAGAAAUUCUAACUACAACAAUGCAAAAGUGGGCAGGUCUAAGCAACUGGAGAAGAAAAAAUAUAAAGGAUAUAUCAUUUUACUAUAAUUAUCCCUUUUAUUCUUUACAUAAUAAUACAUUUAUCAAUUAUUUUUGAUCAUAAACAUCAUGAUACUAAAAUUAAAACUUAAACUUGUAUCCAGUGGGUAUAUAGCACAGAGAAAAGUAAAAAGUACAGUGCUUAAAAUUUGUGAGAAUAUCAGCCCAAAACAAGCAUCUCUAAUGCACAAUUAUUUUAAGACAAUGCAUUUGGGAAAGCAUUUAUUAAUAUUGAGUCCAAUCCACCAUCACCUACUUGAAAAACACUGUGAUUCUUGUCAGUAUGGUAUUUUGAUUCCAUGAAAUUAAAAUAAAGUUAAUAAAAUUUGGCUAGUUGGUUAACAUGAUUUUAAAAUAAUAAAUGACUGAGUUCAUGUUGAGUUUGGCAACUCUGCUAGUUUUACAUACAUCUCUGCUAUUCCUGAACAUUUUACAAUUCAUUUGUAUGUCUUCCUAAAUUAUUUGAAAUUUAAUAUGAUCAUUUCAAUUUCAUAUAAAUUAAAAAAUAGUGUAUUUUAUAAUUCAUUUGUAUUUAUUUUAUUAACUGCAUGACUCAAAUAGCACACUUGAAUAUACCAAAACCAUUCGAAUCAGUAGUGACAAAUGCUGAAAUAAUAAUUAACCCUAAGAGAAGGUAAAUCUGAUCUACAGAACUUGGCUUAGUGAUCUCAAGAGGAUAUGGUAACAGCAGUGGGAUAUGCAUAUUUAGCUAGAAGUUAAGGCCCACUGAGAAUGCUCUUCAGCAUAUAAAGACUGCAGUUUAAGCUAUCAAGGUCUUAGCAAUCUAGUUUGACUGCUCAGGCCUAUAAAUUAUGGUUUGCAUUUUAUAUCUUAAGCACCAGUAAUGUAUUUACAGAAUAUAGUCUGCAAGAAAUAUUUACCUCCAGGAAGUAUAACAGGACAUUCUUAAGCCCAUCCCGACAAUCAUUAUAGUCCAGAUAAAAAGCCUCCGAUUUUAGUGGGACUUUAAUAAGACUCCUUGGUUAACGUCUGCGUCUUGCUACAAUAGGAACAAGGUCAAUGUAACUCAAUGCUUCACAGUGUGUGCCUUUUCUCAGUAGGCAACGAAGGAAGGAAGAGAAUUCCUGAUGUCUCAGGAUUUCAGUUGUUAGAGCUUGGCUGCAUCUCCUCUGAGAAGAAAAUCUAAAUGGCCGGCUGGUGUCACGUACCAUUUUAUGUUUUCGGCAAAAAGCUGGCGAUUGGAGAAGACAAUCGGAAAGCCCUGAUACGUCAGAAAGCGGAGGCCACUGCAGACGCGCGCUCUAGAACACCUCCCUGGGGUUCCGCAGGCCCGGGCCCCUCGCCCUCAGCGCGGCUCUGCACAGCACUCUCAGCGCGAAUCGCCCUUCUCGGUGGUCCCCAGAGGAGAGGGCUACGGGCAUCGGUCGGUCGGUCCUCGGUUCGGAGGGCAAAGGCAUCUUCCUGGCUAAAGGAAAUGGGAGGCCUGUGGCGCUAGGGCCAAGGGGCCAACGUACAGCUCGCCAUUCUUGGUCUUCCAGGCAGGGCGCGCCUUCACCUGUUGGCGGUCCCUGCCGCCUGGGACCCUCCGGGGCAGCCGAGAAAGUCUAGCGCCGGUGCGGCUUCCGGCCCACGCCGUGUCCUCCCAGAAGCCUCAACUUUCGGGGGGGGAGUGGGGGGGCGAUGAGUUGCGCAUCGAAACGUCUGCCUGGGCGCCUCUCCGCUCCCGAUGGGAAGCCGCUCCGCAAAGGUCCAGCUUGGUCUGGAAGUGCCUUGCUGCCGUUUCCUAGCGGGGAAAGGCGCCGAGAGAUCAGAAGCGCCGGCUCGAGGAAAACGCGACUCGCUCGGCUCCCGUCGGGCGACCUGCGAACCCGCCGAGGCGCAGCCGGAGGCAUUUUCAGACCGGCGAGCUCUCCGCGGCGGUUAGGCUCGCAUCUUCGCCGCCGUCCCAUUCAAUGCCGGCCCAACGCGGGCUCGCCUCGCUCCGUUGGAGUGGUGGAGCGCCGACUGGCCUCAGGCGUGUCCCACGUUCGGGGUCUCUUGAGUUCCAAUUCGAGGACUUUGGAAAGGGGGAAAAUAUGGCUCAAGGAGAGGGCUUAAGCGACGCCUCUGAGGGGUGAAUCUUCACUCCAAAUCCUACAGAACUACACCAGGGAGAUCGUGAAUGCAAUUUUAGGGAGGGGAGUAAGUCCUUGAAAGAGUCUCAGCGCACAGUAAACCCGUAUGUUUCCCACCAGCAUCCAGGAGAAUGAAACGGGACUUGAAGGCCAAAGGCCGUUUUGCCUGGGGGAAGCCCCCGAUUUUAUAACGCGGAAGAAGGUCCCGCUGACUUCGAGGGCUUAAAUCUCGCUGAUGCACCCCUUCCGCUUUCCGGAUGGCACUUAAUGUUAACCUUAAGAGGCCUUCGGGACUUCGAAAGGCCUCUCCAAGAACCGGGCGCUCGCGUAGGUGACCUCCCCUCCGCGGGAACCGGUUUUCUGGGCCAGCGCCCCGUAACGAACUGCUGUGCUGGGAGGCGUCCUACAAUACAAAUGUGCCCCACUUCAGCUCCUCCUGGGAUGCUCCUUGUGGAGAUAACUGCUGUCCCAACCAAUGCCAGUAUGAGCUCCGCUAACCUGGCCCACCCCCUCAGCCACACGUGUCCUUUUAUUUAAUCCCGAAUUCAAACGAGGGUAGACUGCCCACUUCGGAUCAUUUAAAAGGCAUUUAUUUUUGCAAGUGUGUCCAGAACACUCGGCGUCUCUUGCAGGUACCUCUGUUACACAAUUUGCAAAGAAGGCAACAGUGCACCUAAAUCACUAACAAACACAAAUCGUGCUGAUCACCAGACGUGUGGCUUCACAAACUCAGUCCGGAAAAUGGACAAACCCGAUCGUCCACGGGCUAUCUCGUUCGCCUGCUAGCAAACUAAGAAGACAACAUUUGCAUCCCAUCGAUUAAGACCCGUCAUGCUAUUUAAGUGUGCUUGGAAGAGCAGGGAUGCCUUCUCUUGGCAUUUGCGGUCAAGGGUAGGAAACUUCUCAACAUUAGGCUGGCCAGCUGACCAGUGGAAAACUGUCCUGGCGGUUUCCAAGGGCUAUGAGGCAGAAGCAGCGCCAGCUAAACUCUGUUCAGAAAAGCAGAGGGUCCUCGCUCCCUUUCUCCAACAGCGAACCUCUUCUUCAGUUUGCUGGUCGAGUGAUGGCGGGCUUGUGACACCUGCAAUCCCGUUUGUGCCAGAAAGCGGCUCUGACGGCGCCUUUCGAGUUCCUCGAAGUCUUUUCCUGGCGACACCGCCUUUAAGCGCCCUCUCGAUCAUUCCCCAUGGGUAGGCGGCCUGGCUGGUCGUUCUGUGCCAUCAGCCCCCUACCUUUACUUUGUGUGUUUCUCUCUCUCUACCGCCAAGAGAGGGAUUAAUUAACCGGGCUGGAGCUGAAAGAGGCUGCCGUGACGAGCCCAGUGGCGAUUGGCCGCCCGCCUGCCUGGCCCUGCCUUUAUAAUUUCCACACGAGUGCAUCUGGGUUCUUAUACAAACCAACAGCUAGCUCCUUCUGAUACAUACACACACUGAGAGAGAGAGAGAGAGAGAGAGAAACACCGGCACUUCCUUUGCAAUUUAGCCAUCCUACACACAUGGUUGCUACUCCGAGAGAAGCUCACAAAUAUAUGUAUCGGAGGUGUAAUUCAGACUAUUGGAAGGCUUGCUAAAUCUGUUCAAACUUUUUUAAACUUUUUUUUUUCAACAGCAGAUUUCCAUGCGUUUUGCUGUUCACUCAAAGAUUGUCUUACGGCACCCAUUUGAGCACACCGAAGCAGGGUGUGUGUUUUUGAUAAGGAUCGGAGAUCUGUCCAGAACUAAACGGUCCAUCUAGCAGCAGCAAGAAAAAGCAUCUGAGCUGGAAAGGAGCAGAAACGCCGCCGCCGCCGCCGCCUAGCGCCUUCUUCAUAACCUUCUGGUUACGUUUCCGAGCGUAAGAGAGUCUGCUUCUUCUCUGAAGUUGGCUCCAGCCUUAGCAGCCGCAUUGGAUCCCACAGCAUACUGCGAGACUCCGGUCUACAAUCCGGAUCUCUGUCCCAACAUGAUCGCAGCCCAGGCCAAGCUGGUUUACCAUCUCAAUAAGUACUACAACGAGAAAUGCCAAGCCAGGAAAGCGGCCAUCGCGAAAACUAUCCGAGAAGUCUGCAAAGUGGUCUCGGACGUGCUAAAGGAAGUGGAAGUGCAGGAGCCCCGCUUCAUCAGCUCCUUGAACGAAAUGGACAACCGCUACGAGGGGCUGGAAGUCAUUUCGCCCACCGAGUUCGAAGUGGUCCUUUACCUGAACCAAAUGGGCGUUUUCAAUUUUGUGGACGACGGCUCGCUGCCCGGUUGCGCGGUGCUCAAGUUGAGCGACGGGCGCAAGAGGAGCAUGUCCCUUUGGGUGGAGUUCAUCACGGCCUCGGGUUACCUCUCGGCCCGCAAAAUUCGCUCCCGCUUUCAGACGCUCGUAGCCCAAGCGGUGGACAAAUGCAGCUACCGAGACGUGGUGAAAAUGGUGGCGGACACCAGCGAGGUGAAGCUGCGGAUCCGGGAUAGAUACGUGGUGCAGAUCACGCCGGCGUUUAAAUGCACCGGGAUCUGGCCCAGAAGCGCUGCCCACUGGCCCUUGCCCCACAUCCCCUGGCCGGGUCCGAACCGCGUGGCCGAGGUCAAAGCCGAAGGCUUCAACCUCCUGUCCAAGGAAUGCCACUCGCUGGCGGGCAAGCAAAGCUCGGCCGAGAGCGACGCCUGGGUCUUGCAGUUCGCCGAGGCCGAGAACAGACUUCAAAUGGGCGGUUGCCGAAAGAAAUGCCUCUCGAUCCUCAAAACGCUGCGGGAUCGCCACCUGGAGCUACCCGGGCAGCCCCUGAACAACUACCACAUGAAGACCUUGGUUUCCUACGAGUGCGAAAAGCACCCGCGGGAAUCGGACUGGGACGAGUCUUGCCUGGGCGACCGCCUCAACGGGAUUUUACUACAGCUCAUCUCCUGCCUUCAGUGCAGGCGGUGCCCGCAUUAUUUCUUGCCUAACUUAGACCUCUUCCAAGGCAAGCCUCACUCCGCCCUGGAAAACGCAGCCAAACAAACGUGGCGGUUGGCGAGGGAAAUACUCACCAACCCCAAAAGUUUGGAAAAACUUUAGAGGGCCGAGGAGACGCAGCCGUCAACUAUUCAGCCGUCUCCUUCUCUUUCGAGGAUUCUGUGGGGGGGAAAAACUCAGGUGCUGCCAGCCGACCACGCAAAACGCCCAGCCUGCCACAGAAGGAAGAGGCCGUCCCCGC